Messenger RNA from Pelodiscus sinensis (Chinese soft-shelled turtle), 5003 nucleotides. Lineage: Eukaryota; Metazoa; Chordata; Testudines; Trionychidae. The record is from RefSeq and is a predicted model, not a curated record.
CCAUUGCUGCCCUCUCUGUUACUGUCAUAGAGCAGGGAACUUCCAGCUCUUGUCUCACUGAAUGUCUUGAAGGUGACUCAUUUAGCUAUCCUUCCCACCACAGAAAGAAGGAAGAUGCAAUCUCCAGAAAGCAGUGUCACAUCCUAAAUAGUAAGAUGAAACAAGGUCUCUUGCCCAGCUUGGAAGAUUUGCUGUUCUAUACGAUUGCAGAAGGGCAAGAAAAAAUUCCAGUUCAUAAGUUCAUUACUGCACUCAAAUCUACAGGAUUGCGUACGUCUGAUCCCCGGUUGAAAGAGUGCAUGGAUAUGUUAAGGCUAACUCUUCAAACGACUUCUGAUGGUGUCAUGCUGGACAAAGACCUUUUUAAAAAGUGUGUACAAAGCAACAUUGUGUUGCUUACUCAGGCCUUUAGGCGGAAGUUUGUCAUUCCAGACUUUAUGUCAUUUACUUCACACAUUGAUGAGCUGUAUGAAAGUGCUAAAAAACAAUCUGGAGGACAGGUUGCUGACUAUAUUCCACAAUUGGCCAAGUUCAGCCCUGAUUUGUGGGGAGUGUCACUUUGCACAGUGGAUGGACAAAGGCAUUCUGUUGGAGAUACCAAAGUCCCCUUUUGUCUUCAGUCCUGUGUAAAGCCUUUGAAAUAUGCUGUUGCUGUUAAUGAUCUAGGCACAGAGUAUGUGCACAGAUACGUUGGUAAAGAGCCUAGCGGAUUAAGAUUCAACAAACUGUUCCUGAAUGAAGAUGACAAGCCUCACAAUCCUAUGGUGAAUGCUGGAGCAAUUGUGAUCACUUCUUUAAUCAAGCAAGGAGCAAAUAAUGCAGAAAAAUUUGACUAUAUGAUGCAGUUUAUGAAUAAUAUGGCUGGUAACGAGUAUGUUGGAUUCAGUAAUGCCACGUUCCAGUCUGAAAGAGAGAGUGGAGAUCGAAACUUUGCAAUUGGCUAUUACCUGAAAGAAAAGAAGUGUUUUCCAGAAGGCACAGAUAUGGUUGCUGUGUUAGACUUCUACUUUCAGCUUUGUUCAAUUGAAGUGACCUGUGAAUCGGCUAGUGUGAUGGCAGCAACUCUGGCUAAUGGUGGCUUUUGCCCAAUUACUGGUGAAAGAGUACUGAGCCCUGAAGCAGUCCGGAAUACUUUGAGUUUAAUGCAUUCCUGUGGCAUGUAUGACUUCUCAGGACAGUUUGCCUUCCACGUUGGUCUUCCUGCAAAAUCUGGAGUUGCUGGUGGCAUUCUUUUGGUUGUUCCGAAUGUUAUGGGUUUGAUGUGCUGGUCACCUCCUUUGGACAAAAUGGGCAACAGCGUUAAAGGGAUUCACUUAUGUCAUGAUCUGGUUUCUUUGUGCAAUUUCCAUAAUUAUGAUAACUUGAGGCACUUUGCAAAGAAGCUUGAUCCUCGCAGAGAAGGUGGUGAUCAGCGGGUAAAGUCUGUGAUAAAUCUGCUCUUUGCUGCUUACACUGGGGAUGUAUCUGCACUCAGAAGAUUUGCUUUGUCAGGUAUGGAUAUGGAGCAAAGAGAUUAUGAUUCACGAACAGCAUUGCAUGUAGCAGCUGCAGAAGGUCAUGUGGAAGUAAUUAAAUUUUUGCUGGAAGCCUGCAAAGUGAAUCCUUUCCCCAAAGACAGAUGGAAUAACACUCCUAUGGAUGAAGCUUUACAUUUUGGACACCAUGAUGUAUUUAAAAUUCUUCAAGAAUUCCAGAUUCAAUACACACCUCCAGAGGAUUCCAGCAAUGGAAAGGAAAAUCAAACAGUUCAUAAAAAUCUAGAUGGUUUACUCUAACCAUCUUCAGCUAGAUCCCAAGAAUCAAAUAUCUUACCUAUGUUGUUGUGGAAAAUGAGUAUGAAGAGCGUGUGUAUUUCUGUCUGACAGUGGUGUAUAUUUUACAGAUUAUUUAUUUCAGUGUUACAGGAAUUUUCUUCAUGAUAUGCAGCAGACAAACCCAUCGCUCCAAAAAGCAAAAACAACCCUUAAAAAUCUCUCUCCAUAAUGUGAGCAAUAUUACCUCAUGUUACAUAUAAUUGAUGUAAAAGAAGUAUUAGCUGUUGAUAUCUUUACUGUGCACUACUUAAUUUAUUUUUGUGUUCUAUGUAUAUCUUCAACUGUAGUCAGGAAUUUUUCUGCUGAAUUUGCAUUUCUAAACAAAUCUCUUACAGUGUGGCCAAAGUGGAACCAUGCUGCUGCCAUGUGCAAGUGUCACUGUAGUUUUGCUAGAUUUCAGCAAGUUGUGGAUGCUGGUAUAGAUUUAGUUUGGGUUUGUGGAACAAGGAUCUGCACUUAUCUUUUUUUCCCUCAUUUUUUUUCCAUGCAGCCUUGUUUAACAUAGUCACUGUGUCACCUUGAUUGAUCAGUCCAUCAGACUUCACAGAAUGCUGACCACAACACACUGUUCAUGUUGCUCUAGCUCCUUCAGCCACACACUGACCCAACUGACAGUGGCACCAGACACCCAAUUGGCAUAGCGCACCACAGCCCAGAACCCCAGAGCUCAAGUGAGUCACCAUCCUCAGCCUCCCAGGUAGCUAGAAUUUCAGGUGUAUGCCACUACAAUCUGUUGUUUAUAUAAUGUAAAUCUCAAAAUGGUGACAUUUGCCAGUGGUCUUGGCUAAUUGUUCUUAAAGAUUUUUUUUUUCGGGGAAUCUGUUUUAAGGUUGGUUUGAUGACCAAAUGACAGGGGAAUAUAACUUGUGACAUUUUUUGAGCUUUUUCUUUCAAAUGCCCUCAUCUAGCCUCACUCUCUGUCCAUAUUCAGACAAUGAAGUGCUUUUUCUUUAGUUGGUGCUUCCACAGUAUUCAUAUAUAUGCAUUAUGGGGAAUCUUGUAGACUGCAAAAUAAUUUAUCUCAAUCUUAUGCUUUGUCCUUAGCUGCAACUGCACCAAAAACCAUUCAGGGGACUAUAAGUAUGUGAAAGACAAAAUACUUAACCAAAUAUUCUAAAUGAGUUAGGCGCACAAUAAAAAAGAUGAUGGAUUGAAAUAACUUAGAGAGGCAUAGAGCUAAUCAAAGCAUGAAGCAAGAUUGUAAUUAUGCCAAACUGUGGGUCUAAUGUUCUUUUUAGGCUGGCAUGAAUCUUCACGUUUUGUUGAAACUUCUGAAGUUCUACUGGUAUAAAACAGGUCAGAAAUCAGAAACAUACACAAAUCAAGUUGUUCAUUUGUAUGUAGACUGUUUCAUUUACCCUCAUCACUGUAUAGUCUGUGUCCUACAUACAUGAGUUACAAGGAAUUUAAAUCCAAACAUUCUAUUUUUGGAACCAUUAUAUUGUAUCAACUUCUUGCCCAAUGCAGCAAGCUGAUUACUGACACUUCCAUAUGAAAUCACAGAGUGAAGUCCCUUAAAAAAAACUGGGUAGGAGAGUGCCCAUUUUACAGUACUGAAAGUUGGUGAUAGUCAAGCAUCAGGCAGUGGAAUUGACACCAUUUAUGGGCACUGCACACAUCUCAUGCAUCUCAAAGAUAUGGCAGUAAUAAUUCAUCCAUAUAUCUCAAGAUGCCCACUGUGCACACGAGAAAACUAAGGCUUGGAGAGGUCACCUAGCAGGUCAGUGGCAGAGUCAAGUUAUGGAACCCAUGUCUCCUGCAGCCCACUCCAGUGCUCUAGUCACCAUGCACAUCACCUCCCCAUGGAAGAGAAAUCAAACAGAGGCACUUGAUAUUCAGCACAAGCAGUGGCCUAUCUAGCUCAUAAUAAAGAUGCUGUCUUCUAGUAAUUUGAAAACUUAAGUCCCUAAAAUCUGAUUAGUGAAAAAUGCUUGCCUGGCAUAAGUCAUGCUUUAUUCCCUCUUGAUCUGAUAUUACUGUUCUCAAGCUACUUUUUUGCUUCAAGUCAGUUAUUCACCGUAAGGCCUCAUGCCUUUUUAAAUUAGCCAUGCCUUGUGUUGCAUCCAUCUUCCUUCUUAACCAAGAACUGGAUGGAAUACCCUUUGAACCCUUCUUGGCCAGAGGAGGACACUGUUGAGAGCACAAGGCCCUGUCUCUGCUGCAUUCCUACGGAGGAUAAAACCAGGCAAACUAAAUCACACAUUUUCCUCUAUACAUUCUUAGAUCUACCUUAGGAAGUAAAAUUUCUCAGGUGGGGCUUCAGGGGUAUGGAUUUGGUCUCAAUCUACGAGACACUUCUAUUUGUCUCUCUCUGGGUUGCUAACAAAAUGUAUCCUCUGCUGGCUUAAAAAAAAGUCAGUGAUCUAUUUUGAUGAAAUCAGUCAAAUUUACUUUGCUCAGACAAUAAAUUUUCCAGAAGGUAGGUAGGUAGGUAUAUGCACUGAAAUAUAAAGGUAUUUUAAUUAACUAUCAGUGAGCUUAUGACUGUCCCUAAACCGAAUGCUUUUCUCCCCCAUAUUAAGAGCUUUUAGCAAGAUUUAUAGCACCGAUGCAUUUUUAUCAGGACAGUUUUGGUAAUAUUUUCCUCAUUGUACCAGGAGAUAUUAUUUUGCAAAGAUUGUGCCCAGUGGAAGCAGUGCAUUUAUUUAUAUAUGCAAUUAUUUAUAAAUGUUGUUCACUUGUUUGGCUGCUCAUCAUUGCUGGCACUGACACACACAUUUUAAUUUAAAUGGCUUAUCAAAUACUGCCAUCCUUAUGCUCCAAAGAGUUUUCUGUGCUGUCAUAUAUGUGCUUAUGUAUCACUGCAGCUAGAAAUGGUUAAGCUAACUUAAUGCUUUGUACAAAGAAAUAUUGUGCUGAUCUUAGCGUUAAUUAUCCCAGCUUUUUUGUGAAAAAUGUGAUGUAGUGGACUGAUACCUUUUUAGCUACAGAACUGGACAGUCAAUGAGUGUUUUCAUUGAUGCGAUACUAUCAGCAAUUGUGACUGAUUGAUGUGACAUUUUAGAUUUCUUACUGUGGGGAAUAGACAGUGAUGAAUGUAUUUGCUUUCAGCAAUUUCUUGUAAGUGAAUCUAAAUUUAAAAUUACUAGAGCUGUACUGGUUCUGAAAAUGAAAGAUAUUUAUUUUAAUGAAUAAAAUCCAGGUAUUAUUGCUUUUUACAGCACAAUUAAACAAGAAUACCAAAAAUUA